GAGUCUCAGAGAGCGAGAACUGACUUAAUGAGCAACAGUGAUCCAAAAAUUGAGGAGGCCCUUCAUAAUCAUGGAAAGUAGGGAGAGCGUAAGGGCUAGUGAAAGGCUUCCAGAGGAUGGAGGAGCCCAGCCUGGAGAGCAGCUAUAUGAAUACAUGGAAUAUUGUGAGACCUUCAGUGAUCCAGACGAUGUUUCUAGAUGCCAAAGAAAGUACACUGGGGAGAUAGCAAGGAAAAGCAAGGAAUGUGGAAAGAGCUGCAGUGGCAGUGGAGAUCUUGAAAGGCAUGCAAGAACUCACACUGGGGAGAAGCCACAUGCAUGCAUGGAAUGUGGAAAGAGGUUCAGUUGGAGUGGAGAGCUUACUCAACAUCACAGGACCCACACAGGGGAGAAGCCAUACACAUGCAUGGAUUGUGGAAAGAGCUUCACUUCCGGUGGACCUCUUAUAAGACAUCAAAGAUCCCACACUGGAGAGCAGCCAUACACAUGCAUGGAAUGUGGAAAGGCCUUCAGUCGGAGUGGAGAGCUUACUCAACAUCACAGGACCCACACAGGGGAGAAGCCAUACACAUGCAUGGAAUGUGGAAAGAGCUUCACUUCCGGUGGACCUCUUAUAAUGCAUCAAAGAACCCACACUGGAGAGAAGCCAUACACAUGCAUAGAAUGUGGAAAGGCCUUCAGUGGGAGUGGACAUCUUACUCAACAUCACAGGACCCACACUGGAGAGAAACCAUACACAUGCAUGGAAUGUGGAAAGAGCUUCACUUCCGGUGGACAUCUUAUAAGGCAUCAAAGAACCCACACAGGGGAGAAGCCAUACACAUGCAUGGAAUGUGGAAAGAGCUUCACUUCCGGUGGACCUCUUAUAAGGCAUCAAAGAACCCAUACUGGAGAGAAGCCAUACACAUGCAUGGAAUGUGGCAAGGCCUUCAGUCAGAGUGGGCAUCUCAUAAGGCAUCAAAAAACCCACACAGUGGAGAAGCCAUACACAUGCAUGGAAUGUGGAAAGGCUUUCAGUGGGAGUGGAGAGCUUACUCAACAUCACAGGACCCACACUGGAGAGAAACCAUACAAGUGCAUGGAAUGUGGAAAGGCCUUCAGUCAGAGUACAUCCCUUACUCUGCAUCGAAGAACCCACACUGGAGAGAAGCCAUACAAGUGCACGGAAUGUGGAAGGGCCUUCAGUGGGAGUGGACAUCUUACUCAACAUCAGAGGACCCACACUGGCGAGAAGCCAUACACAUGCAUGGAAUGUGGAAGGGCCUUCAGUGGGAGUGGACAUCUUACUCAACAUCAGAGGACCCACACUGGAGAGAAGCCAUACACAUGCAUGGAAUGUGGAAAGGCCUUCAGUAAGAGUACAUCCCUUACUCGGCAUCAAAGAACCCACACUGGAGAGAAGCCAUACAAGUGCACGGAAUGUGGAAGGGCCUUCAGUGGGAGUGGAGAGCUUACUCAACAUCAGAGGACCCACACUGGCGAGAAGCCAUAUACAUGCAUGGGAUGUGGAAAGGCCUUCAGUCGGAGGGGAUGUCUUAUAAGGCAUCAAAGAACCCACACUGGGGAGAAGCCAUACACAUGCAUGGAAUGUGGAAGGGCCUUCAGUGCAAAUGGAUCUCUUGUACUGCAUCGAAGAACCCACACUGGAGAGAAGCCAUACAAGUGCAUGGAAUGUGGAAAGACUUUCAGUGGGAGUGGAAAUCUCAUAAAGCAUCAAAAAAUCCACAUUGGAUGCUUCCAGUUUGGCGUCGUGGCACCACGGCUGUGAAGAGCGGAGGCUCCCUCUAUCAUUCCAUUAUUUGUUCCACAGAGAGCUGUGGGAGGCUCAUCUAAGCCCCGUCGGGGCUUUUCUCAAUUGAAGAACACAGGGGAGAGAGAACAGCUCCCUACAAGUCGUUGACAUCUGGGACAAUAGCAUAGAAUACUUAGCUGGAAGGUUAUUGGACCUGCUGGGUGAGCAUUUUUAUCUUUUUUUUCUUCUUACUACCUGUGAAGAGCAGCAACAGCCUCUCAUUUGGCAUAAAGAAGAAAGGGGAUGCCCUUUGAUGGAGGGAGGAAUUUUUCCUCUCCUCACGGAGUUUUAAGCGGCACCUAAUCUGGGGAGAGGAACUGAGGCUCUUGGAAAGUUUGGGGCUGGAGAGAAAGACCU
Varanus komodoensis (Komodo dragon) is the source of this 2149-nucleotide messenger RNA. RefSeq names its product zinc finger protein 883-like. The transcript has a single exon. The record is from RefSeq and is a predicted model, not a curated record. Bases 71 to 1768 code for a protein of 565 amino acids. NCBI's taxonomy places the organism in Eukaryota, Metazoa, Chordata, Lepidosauria, Squamata, Varanidae. Gene Ontology annotation, biological process: regulation of transcription by RNA polymerase II. Gene Ontology annotation, molecular function: RNA polymerase II cis-regulatory region sequence-specific DNA binding; DNA-binding transcription factor activity, RNA polymerase II-specific.